AUGGCGGAGCUGCCGCUGCCCGCCGGGCUCCGCGCCCGCGCCUUCCCCGCCAAGCUCUGCAGCGCGAGCGCCCCCGCUGCCCCAGCGGCGUUUCCCCGGGCCGAGCCCCGGGCCCGCGGCAGGGCCGGAGCUCGCGGCCCGCUCUCGUUCUUUGCGCCGCUGCUCGGCUCCGAGGACGCCGACCUGUCGGUGGUGGAGUACGACCCCGGCACCCACGACCUCAAGACUCUGUCCCUGCACUACUUCGAGGAGCCGGAGCUCAGGGACGGCUUCGUGCAGAACGUGCCCACGCCGCGGGUGCGCGUGGACCCCGGCGGGCGCUGCGCGGUGAUGCUGAUCUACGGCACCCGCCUGGUGGUGCUGCCCUUCCGCAGGGACUCGCUGGCCGACGAGCACGAGGGGCUGGUGGGAGAGGGGCAGAAGUCGAUUUUCCUGCCCAGCCACAUCAUCGACGUGCGCGAGCUGGACGAGAAACUGCUCAACAUCAUCGACGUGCAGUUCCUGCACGGCUGCUACGAGCCCACGCUGCUGACCCUCUGUGAGCCCAACCAGACCUGGCCCGGCUGUCCCCACAUGAGGGUGGCAGUGCGGCAGGACACGUGCAGCAUCGUGGCCAUCUCGCUGAACAUCCUGCAGCGCGUGCAGCCGGUGAUCUGCUCCCUGAGCUCGCUGCCCUUCGACUGCACCCAGGCACUGCCCGGGCCCAAACCC
This is a messenger RNA of Melozone crissalis (California towhee), 711 nucleotides long. Its product is annotated as cleavage and polyadenylation specificity factor subunit 1-like. The record is from RefSeq and is a predicted model, not a curated record. Gene Ontology annotation, molecular function: protein binding. NCBI's taxonomy places the organism in Eukaryota, Metazoa, Chordata, Aves, Passeriformes, Passerellidae. The annotation marks the transcript as partial. Gene Ontology annotation, cellular component: nucleus; mRNA cleavage and polyadenylation specificity factor complex. The transcript has 6 exons.